AUGCAACUCACACAAUCCGCCUACCUCCUCUUCUCCCUCUCCGCCACCGUCCUAGCAGCCCCAGGCGCGGUGACAACAUACAUCGUCCCGCGCUCCCUCUAUAAUGAGCUACAGUCCGCCAGCUACUUCGACCGACGCUCCGCCAUAAACGUCGUCCCGGAGGAACGCUCAUUCCCCGACGACGAGCCGCACCUGGCCAAGCGCUGGGGCAUCAGCAUCGGCGCCAGCAGCGACAAGAGCAAGGGGGUCGGCAUCACGCCUUGGCUGUGCGCCAAGCUCGGCGACAGCGCCAGCAUGACCUGCGGCAUGAUGAAGCCGUACUGCCAGGUCGUCGACGCCGACUCUCCCGGCAACAGGAGGCUCAUCCCAGCCGAUGCCGACGUCAGCGACUGCGGGAUCAAGAAUGGGGUCUGCUCAAAGUGGGAUCUGUUCUGCAAGGACACCCCAAAGUAUAACCCCAGCAAUGAUGUGCCCAAUCCCCCUGCUAAGGUCUGA
Messenger RNA from Pyricularia grisea, 495 nucleotides. RefSeq lists its product as uncharacterized. NCBI's taxonomy places the organism in Eukaryota, Fungi, Ascomycota, Sordariomycetes, Magnaporthales, Pyriculariaceae. The transcript has a single exon. The record is from RefSeq and is a predicted model, not a curated record. The coding region runs from base 1 to 495 and encodes 164 amino acids.